UCGGUAGUAUCACAUUUAUUAUUGCGUCUCCCCCAAGCUUUGCCAUUAUUCUUUCUCAAUCAAUUACAACCAGAUCUCGCCGAAUUCUUCCUUUCUUCUUCUAGGUUUCAGAGAUCUUCAAUUAUGGAAAAUGAUACAUUCCUUAAUCAUGGUGGACUGCCUCCUUCGGGUGUAAGACAUUCUGUUUCUUCUUCUACUUCUACUUCUAUUGGAAAUGUGAAACCAGAGCCGUCGGGAUUUCCUCCUGGAGCUUGUUCAGAUUCAUCAUCAUCAGGUUUUGGUUUUGGUCGAUUCAUUCAUGAUGAUAUCAGUAGAAUGUCUGAUAAUCCACCAAAGAAGUUAGGUCAUAGACGUGCGCAUUCGGAGAUUCUUUCUCUACCUGAUGAUGAUGAUGAUCUAGGGGGGAUUGCAAUUGAUGAAACUACUGAGGAGGAUUUGUUAGAGAUGUAUCUUAACAUGGAUAAGUUCAAUUCAGAAGAAACUACUGCUGACGACCACCACCAACCCUCUUCUUCUUCUUCAAGAGGGCCUAUGCAUCAUCGUCAUCAUCAACACAGUCAAUCAAUGGAUGGAUCAACGACGAUAAAGAUGGAAAUGCUCAUGUCAGGAAUAGAGGAAGAGUCGUCUUCUUCUGCAGGCCAAGAUGCUAAGAAAGUUACAUCUGCUGCUAAGCUUGCUGAACUUGCUCUUAUUGAUCCAAAACGUGCUAAAAGAAUCUGGGCAAAUAGGCAGUCGGCUGCGAGGUCGAAGGAAAGGAAGACGAGGUAUAUAACAGAGCUUGAACGUAAGGUUCAAACACUACAAACUGAAGCAACAACAUUAUCAGCUCAAUUAACUCUGUUGCAGCGAGAUACAAAUGGUCUGAAUGUAGAAAACUCGGAAUUAAAACUGCGUUUGCAAACAAUGGAACAGCAGGUUCACUUGCAAGAUGCACUAAAUGAGGCAUUGAAAGAGGAGAUUCAACAUCUGAAAGUUGUAACCGGGCAGACUGUUGUUCCAAACUUUCAAUCUUCUUCUUCUUCUUCGUUUGGAGGCGGGCAGCAGUUUCAUGCUAUGCACACUCUGUUAGCCGCACAGCAAUUUCAACAGCUUCAGAUUCAUUCACAGAAGCAACAACAACAGUUUCAGCAGUUUCAACAAAUGCAGAAACAGCAACAGGAACAUGAUGUGAGAAUGAGGACAUCAAACAACACUGCUGCUGCUGCUGCUUCUCCUUCACGGUCCAAUUGA
Messenger RNA from Impatiens glandulifera, 1230 nucleotides. Its product is annotated as probable transcription factor PosF21. The transcript is spliced from 4 exons. The coding region runs from base 124 to 1230 and encodes 368 amino acids. Lineage: Eukaryota; Viridiplantae; Streptophyta; Magnoliopsida; Ericales; Balsaminaceae. Gene Ontology annotation, cellular component: nucleus. The record is from RefSeq and is a predicted model, not a curated record. Gene Ontology annotation, biological process: regulation of DNA-templated transcription. Gene Ontology annotation, molecular function: DNA-binding transcription factor activity.